AGCAUCAUCAGAGCAAGAAGAUGUCAUCUCAACUCUUUUAUUUGUUGUUUAUUUAAUUUUUUUACUUUUGAACUGCUCAUUUUUCGGUGUAAAAUGCAUUUGACCUGGAGUUAACUAGUUGUACUAUGUUAAAUUUCAAUGGAUAACAUGCCAGGUGGAGAUGAAAUUUUACGUUGGAAAUUUCCACCCUCUAAUAAACUACAAAAUUUUUCGUUAUGGCAAUUAGGAAGUGCUCUUGUAAUUCCAGCAGUAGGGGUUUUAAGCAAAUUGAUGACAGAUUGGCUGAAUACGGUCACUGUUCAUAACAGAGAAGUGUUAAUUGAUGCAAUAGACAACAGGCCAAAAGGCACUCCUUUGAUAACAGUAUGUAAUCACCAUUCAUGCCUAGAUGAUCCCAUGCUAUGGGGCAUUUUAGACUGGAGGCAUGUAAUCAACAGUCGAAUCAUGAGGUGGUCAGCAGCUGCUCAUGAUAUCUGUUUCACAAAUGACUGGCAUGCACAGUUUUUCACUUUUGGUAAAACGGUGCCCGUCAUCCGUGGUGCCGGUGUCUAUCAGAAAGGAAUGGACUUUUGUCUGGAACGCCUAAAUGCUGGAUGUUGGGUUCAUUUCUUCCCUGAAGGGAAAGUAAACAUGGCUAAAAAUGAAUUCAUACGCUUAAAAUGGGGAAUAGGACGCUUGAUUGCUGAAUGUAAAAUUUGUCCCAUUGUUAUUCCAUUUUGGCAUUUAGGAAUGGACAGUGUUUUGCCAAAUGUUGAACCAUACUGGCCUAGAAUUGGACAGAAAGUAACUAUUUUCUUUGGGGAACCUAUUGAUUUUAGUUCAUUACGAGAAAAAUUAAAGAAUGAAUAUCAAAGUGCUCCAGCAUUGGAAUUUGGGGAAGGCCAGAUACUUAAGGAAUAUCUCAAGAUGGAAAAAAGGAAAAUCAUUACUGAUAAAAUUCAAGACAAUUUAUUCCAGUUAAAGCAGCAGGCUGAACGUCUACAUGUAGUGCAAACAGAGUAAAGAUCUUUGUAUUUCAUACAUUGAAAUUAAAUUAAUUAGAUAGCUUGUAUAUAUGUAAAGUUUUACAUAUAUUGUUGUAUUCUCUGACAAAUGCUAUUAAUAGUUAUAUCUUAAAUAUUUUAAACUGUUAAUAAAUGAAUAUAAUUAUUUUUGAUUAAAAGUUGAAGUUAAAUUCUAUGCAUGCAAUAUCUUAAUCUGAUGAUUCUGAAUGAUUUCUCAAAACUAAUUUUAUCUUAUUUAAACACAAGUUUACAUUCUUUUAAUACCUUUCUAUGAUUUUGUGUGGCUUAUUUCUUAUCAAAGUAAUAAUAUUGUAUCAGUAAUAAUGUCUAUAAUAAAAUUGAUUUGGAAAUAGUUUGAAUUGGCAGACAGCAUAAAUGUUUAAAGUUUAUUUUGAUUUAUUGCUUAAUAAAGUCUUCCUGUAUUCCUGAGAGCUUUAAUGGUAUAAAAAUUGCAUCAUUGAAAAUUGUAUAAUGAGAAGCGGAUACUUGUUGUUUACAAGGAUGAAUUGUUGUUGUUUACAAAGACUAUUUUGUGUCGGUGAAGGAUAAGAAUAUGUUGAUUGUGAUUUUUUGAUAAUUUUAUAGAAAUAUAAUGAAUGCAGAGAACAAAAUUAUGAUGAUUUAUUGUUGAAAAUUUUACAGUACACUGUAAAGUUUAAAGUAUGUGCAAGGCACUGUUUAAGCUCGUUUUUAUUACGUAAAUACCCUGUUAAUCCUAUAUUAUUCUCAAUGGAUUUUAUUAGAUAUUAGUUAGCCUGCUAAUUUUUAUUCUUUUAUUUAUUGAUUAUAUGUGCAUAUACUAAAUUAUUAUAAAAUGAUGACAUGCAUUUUCUCAAAUGAAACUUUUAAAUGCCAAGAUUUUGUUUUAUUAAUUAGAUAUGCAAGACAUUGCAUAGUUGGAUAAAUUUCUGCUUGUUAUACUAAAGAUAGAUGAAAAGUAUCUUUAAGUAGUUUACUGAAACAUUAACAAUUUACAAUUCCUUUGGAGUUAAGAUUACUUCUUGUACAGUGUGAUCACUGGCCUACUAAGCUGUAAUAUUUGCACAUAAGAGCUUUUCUAUUUUCAUUUAAAAUCAUCUAUUGAUAUUAUUUUGGCUCGUUGGGUAACAAAUACAUGCAGAUAACUUGCUUUAUUCUUUUUUUAUUUUGUUGGAUUUUAAUACAUUUUUUAGAAUUGAAAAGUGUAAAAAAGUUCUAUUGAUAAAAGAUAUUGUAUUUUUUUUUUCUAAGCAUAUUUAUUUUUUUCCCUGUCUUGAACUAACAGAAUUCUUGAUUUUUUUUUAUCUAAUGCUUUAUUUUUUACUUACAUCUGUGUGGCAAAACAUUUUAUUUUAAAAAAUUUACCGAACAUUUUGAAAUUGAAUAUUUAUGAAUAUUCUCAAUGAAAUUUUAAGCAUAUUACCAAAAUAUGUCAGUUUGUUAAGACUAGAUCUAAUAUGUAGCUACUAAACUUGCAUUAUGUUUCAUAAAUGAAUUAUAUUAAAUCUUUUUUGAAAUGGAAUUCUUGUCUGUCAAAAUGUGUAUCCAUUAUUGCCUUUCAAAAUAUGUAUACAUUCAUUAGUCUGUCAUUUUCAUAAUCACACUCAACUAUAAUAGAAAAUAUUUUGCUGUUGUUUCUUUUUAAUGUAGAACAUUUUUCAAUAGUAUUUUCAUAACUGAUAGGCAUGUUAUGUAGUAGCUCAUUUGAUUUAAUUUUUUUGUCCAAAUUUCCUGAAUUAUUAUUCUGUAUGUAGUCUUACUUAUUAAAAGUAUUUGAUUUACUGUCCAUUUAUUUUUGCAGAAAAAUAUUGAUGAGCUGUAAUCAUGAAGUUUUAUCACUUCAAAAUAAUUCUCUUUGAUAUAAUGAAAUUUCAUUUUUCAACUCCUUGACUAAAUUUUAAUUUUUAAAAAACCUUAAUACAAUAUGUUAAUUGAAAAAUUUUCUCCCUGUGUUUUCCAAGUAUCAAUUAUUUCAGUGAAUAAGCAUUUUAGGAAAAUUAAAUUAUCACCUGUUAUUCCAAAUUGUUAUUUGAAAUUCCCUUCCCUUUUCUGUUUCUUGAUAUGUUCCCCCAUAAUGCAGUUCCCUAUUGUGAAUUUAAAUUUGUAAUGAUUCUUUAAAAAUAAUUAAGUAGCCCAAAAGGUUCUGUUCGUCAUAUAAAUAAAAAAAAAUAAUUUCAGUAAAAUCAUAAAAUAUUAACUAAGAAAUAAUACUAUAGUAAUAUAAAAUUAAUUGUUUUAAUAAUUUUAUUUUUAGAUUCAAAUUUUUUUAAUAAUAAUUUAAUUUUAAACCUAAUUGAUUUUGAGUAUUUUUUUUUUUUUACCCCAGAGAAUAUGGAAAAGAGUUAAUAAAUCACAAGAAAGUUUUGUGCUUUUUUACUUUUUGUCUUAUGAAAUAAUAAUUACAAGUAGAACAUAUAGUCUCCCUUUUAAACUGUGUUCCAUUCAAACAUCCCGGUUUUUGUUAUGUUUUUAAUGGCUUGUCAUGUUUUUCUUCAUUUCACCUUCAUAUGCUUCAUUGUAUUUUUUAUUUUUGAGUUUUUCUUUUAGUUUGUUUUUGAUUCUCUUUCUUUUUAAGUAUAAAUCAUUUUAAAAAUCGAAUUUGACUAUUUUUAUUUUUUUCAACUGUGUGAUUCAUUUAAGAAAAAAAGAACAAAUGGAAAUUACACUCUGUCAUGUAAUCUUCGUUUGUAUUAUACUAUUGAGAUAUUUGACACAAUGUGUGUAUCAAAUAAAUAAAAAUCAUUAUACAGUAUUAAUAAAAAUUUAGGUAAACUAAAUUCUCCAGAAUAAUUCUGAAUUUAUUUUUCUUUUUAAUUUUUAUAUUAAUAAGUAUUGGAUUUUUAAUGAUUAUUAUAAUAAUGAUGUAUUCAUUUUCAUCUUUAAUGUUGUGACCCAUCUUAAAACAAGAAGAUUAUUCUCUUUCUUGUUAUUUAACUUAAAUUCAAAAUUGAAUAAAUAUAUUUUUUCAAAAGAAAAUGUAUAAUUUUAGUUUCAAUACAAUCCUUUCUAAUACAUUUUAAUUUCAUUUGCAUUCAAUAAAAUAUUAUUUGAUACUUUCGUUUUAAUAAUUUGUAUUUCUUUUUUCAUUUAAUUUUAGAUGCUUACUGAAACUUCUAAUUUUUAGUGUUUUCCUUUUUGUGUGUUGUUAUGAAUGCUGCUAAUUUUUACAAAAUGCUGCUCAACUUUAAUUGCUCAGUAUGUUUACAGCUUUCUCUGCUAUAACUUUUUGUUAAUAUAAUCAAAACUAUCAUUUGUUACAAUUAAUUUUUUUUGUUGAAAAUUUCACUUACAGUAUUUAUUUAACAGUUAUAAUGUAUGCAACUUUGUUUUCAUUAGUGUAAUUGUAUUGAAAAUAUUAGGUGAUUUAUUGCUGUCUAUAAAUUUGUUGUAUAUUUGCAGAUUAAAACCAGUGAAAAGAUGGUUUAAUAUUUUAUGACAUUUGAACUGAUAUGUUCUGCUCAUUUAUUUAAAUCUUCAAUAAGACUGAAUCAAAAUGUUUUACAUAUUAACAUGGAUCAAAUUGUGAAAUAAAAA
Molecule: messenger RNA, 4517 nt
Organism: Argiope bruennichi
Lineage: Eukaryota; Metazoa; Arthropoda; Arachnida; Araneae; Araneidae
Gene: Taz
Product: tafazzin-like
Exons: 8
Coding region: 139-1002 (287 amino acids)
Biological process (GO): inner mitochondrial membrane organization; cardiolipin acyl-chain remodeling
Cellular component (GO): mitochondrial membrane
Molecular function (GO): 1-acylglycerophosphocholine O-acyltransferase activity
Source: RefSeq, a predicted model, not a curated record